Messenger RNA from Engraulis encrasicolus (European anchovy), 1162 nucleotides. RefSeq names its product lectin, galactoside binding soluble 3b (gene lgals3b). Bases 103 to 831 code for a protein of 242 amino acids. The transcript has 7 exons. Lineage: Eukaryota; Metazoa; Chordata; Actinopteri; Clupeiformes; Engraulidae. The record is from RefSeq and is a predicted model, not a curated record. Gene Ontology annotation, cellular component: cytoplasm; nucleus; immunological synapse. Gene Ontology annotation, molecular function: IgE binding; carbohydrate binding; laminin binding. Gene Ontology annotation, biological process: eosinophil chemotaxis; negative regulation of extrinsic apoptotic signaling pathway; positive regulation of calcium ion import.
UCCGAGAAGUUUGGACAUGGAAGAAUCCAGAGAAGCCAUGGUAACAAUCUAAGGAGAACACAACUUGCCGACCUCCAAAUCCACGCACUCAGCACAGGUGAUAUGGAUCUUUCAGAUGCACUAGGUGGCAACCCGACGCAGGCCGGAGCGCCAGUCUGGCCUGGACAACCCAACCAACCCAACCAGCCAGCGUGGCCUGGCCAACCCGCCAGCAACCCCACCUGGCCUGGGCAACCUAGCCAGCCUGCAUGGCCCGGGCAGCCGAGCCAGCCUGCAUGGCCCGGGCAGCCAAGCCAGCCUUCCUGGCCGGGACAACCAGGACAACCCAGCCAGCCCAGUCAACCCAGCCAACCUGGAUGGCCAAGCCCCGCUCCCCCCACCGCUCCCCAGGUCGCCCCUCAGAGGAGCCUGACUGUGCCAUAUGACCAUAAUUUGGGCCCUCGGGGUAUCUAUGACAGAAUGCUCAUCACCAUCAUGGGACAGAUCAAGCCCAAUGCAAAAGCGUUUACCAUAGACCUGAGCAAAGGGCGGGAUAUCGCUCUCCACUUAAACCCGCGCUUCAACGAAGACGGGCACAAAGUGGUGGUGAGGAACACCCUGAUUGGAGGCACAUGGGGCUCCGAGGAGAGGAACUGUCCUGGUUUCCCUUUUGUUGCUGGGCAACCAUUUGAGCUGAAGAUCCUGUGCCACCAUGAUCAGUUCAAGGUGGCGGUGAACAAGGCCCAUCUGUUUGAGUUCAAGCACCGGAUCCGGGAGCUCAACAUGAUCACUGGAAUGGGCAUCUAUGGAGACGUCACCCUCACGGCUGUUAACAUUGACACUCUACACUGAACUCUAGAGAUAUGAUGGGAGUGCACCAGGCUUCAGUACCAAGGGAUAUUGUGAAUUAGUUAUUUUAUCUGAGAUAAGUCUUAAGGGUCAAACAGGGGGAAAUUUAGAUUAAUUCAGAUUAAUUUACUUACAUUCCUUCAGAUUCACUCAGGUGUAAGAUGUAGUAUACCAUGUGCUCUGAAAGGCUUAUUUUUACAUAAAUACAAUCAUCAAUAGCUUAUUGUUGUAUCCAUUCCAUAUCAUAUUCAUAUUCAUAUUCAUAGUUUAUAUUUUCACUGAUGUCAAACAUGUCAAUAUGUGUUUGUAUUGUAUAAAUAAAUGGCAAACCACC